AUGUCGUUUAGAAUCCGAGACAUUCCUGUGGAAACUAACAUUUUAAUACUUGGUCGCACUGGUGUUGGUAAAUCCACCUGGAUUAAUACAUUCAUCAAUUACUUAUCCUACUCCUCCUUCGAUGCUGCGCUACAAGCCAAAACGCUAAGUUGGGCUAUACCUUUUGCCUUCAGCAUUCAUGCUCUCAAUCAAAGGAAUAAUUAUGAACGCAAGAAUGUCAGGGUUGGAUUCAGCGAUCAACUUCAUCCCAGCAGGGGGAGCGUUGCUGUUGAAGAAAGUGACGGGUCGACUGGCACGUCUGCGACACCGCGGACGGUUGUACACCGAAUAGAAAUGGCUAAGCGCGUUAUUCGACUUAUAGAUACCCCGGGCAUUGGUGAUACAAGAGGAGCGGAUCAAGACAGGAAGAACAUGAACGAUAUCAUGAGAGUUCUUGGCUCAUAUAAGAUUAUCCACGGCAUACUGAUUCUUUUAAAGCCUAAUGAGCAGAGGUUUGACGUCAUGUUCCGCUUUUGCAUUCAAGAACUAUUGACCCAUUUACAUCGUGAUGCAGCGAAGAAUAUCGCUUUCGGAUUCACGAAUUGUCGAAGCUCAAAUUAUGCCCCAGGUGACACCUUUGGUCCAUUGAAGGCACUACUUGAGCGCUAUAACAUCCGUCUGGGAAAGGGUGUUGUGUACUGUUUUGAUUCAGAGAGUUUCCGAUGUCUGGCUGCACAUAAGGAAUGUGGGGUAAGUUUGGGGGACUUGAACGAGAACCGGAAAAGCUGGAAUCAUUCGGUCAAGGAGACAACCCGUCUGCUAGAACACUUCUUGAACUUGACGCCACAUCCAGUUAGGGACACUGUGACUCUUUGUGAGGUACGCAGAGGAAUCGAAUGUGUGGUUGAACCAAUUGCUGUCAUCACUGAAAGAGUCAAGGAUGCAGCCCCCGACCUAAAGAGGGAGCUCGACGUGCUCCAAAAUGCCGCUGCCCAAAUGAACGUCUUCCUGAAACACAAUGCUCUCCUUACGUUCAACGAUGCAAAGCUGGAGUACCUGGACCUCCAGAUCACAGACGAGAGGUCCAAAGUCAGUCUCGGUGGUAGUCGAGACAAGCUGGACAGCUUCACAAUGUAUCUAGAACGCUGCUUACUUGUCAAACGUUUCAAAGAACAUAUGGAUGAUGAAAAGAAGCCACUUAAUAAUGACCAGAUAAAAGAGCUUAUACGGACUCUGCCUUCCCUGAACCAUUACGGGAAAUGUUUCGUAGAUGUGAGACAAGGAAUUGCCGAAACAAAAACGAUUGUAAACCUGGAACAAACAUAUGUCAGGGAUGCUGCUUCACAUCUUAGCCCUUGGAAUCCUAAUGCUCGGGAUGACAGGGAUACUGGCCUCCCCCAGUAUUGGGUAGAUUAG
Messenger RNA from Gregarina niphandrodes, 1395 nucleotides. Its product is annotated as putative Aaa ATPase domain protein. The coding region runs from base 1 to 1395 and encodes 464 amino acids. The record is from RefSeq and is a predicted model, not a curated record. NCBI's taxonomy places the organism in Eukaryota, Apicomplexa, Conoidasida, Eugregarinorida, Gregarinidae. The transcript has 3 exons.